Molecule: messenger RNA, 927 nt
Organism: Erigeron canadensis
Lineage: Eukaryota; Viridiplantae; Streptophyta; Magnoliopsida; Asterales; Asteraceae
Product: F-box protein At5g65850-like
Exons: 2
Coding region: 1-927 (308 amino acids)
Molecular function (GO): protein binding
Source: RefSeq, a predicted model, not a curated record
AUGACAAAUGAUGAUCAUGAUGAUCAACAACCACCUCAAAAAACAGCAAAAAAUUCAAUACCAAUGCCAACCGAAAUCAUCGAAGAGAUUGUGUUAAGACUCCCUGUCAAAUCCAUUCUCCGAUUCAGCGCAGUUUCGAAACAAUGGCUAUCGUUCAUAUCCCAUCCAUCUUUCGCUGAACUCCACUUCACUCGCAAAAGCAACCACACAUCUCUCUUAAUUACUGCUUACGACUGCACAAGCAAACGACACUAUCUCCAGACUGCCCCUCAUAACGGUGGACCGGUCAUUGACUUCUUGACCGAUUAUUGCAUUCCUAACAGGUCUGAAUCCCAACAUCUGAAUGGUUUAGUCUUAUUUACUAGCAACAAGACUCCCCAUGCCAAUUACCCUUAUGUUAUCAAUCCUAGCACGCGUAAAUCUUACGAGCUGACUUUCCCUUAUAGCACUUACGAUACUCAUCAAUCUUUUCCCACGAAUAAUUUGAAAAAGCUUCCUGUUGGUAUGACUGCAAAGAUGCAUUGCUUCCCUGAAUCUAUAAAUAGUGUUUGUGUCAAUAAUGUAAUACAUAUGACAAUGUUCAUGGGACUUCGUGUAAUCUUAGCGUUUGACUUGAGAACAGAGACUUUUUCUGUAAUGAACGUUCCACGUGAAUUGGAUUUGGAGGAGGGUAAUGUGAUACAACCAUACCUCAUGAACAUCAAUGGCUUGUUAGGAGUUGUUUGUUUUCGUAAAACCAAUGAAUUACAUAUUUGGAUGUUACAAGACUAUGAAAAUCGUACUUGGGUCAGAGAAAUUGUUCCUCUAUACGUGCCAUGGAAUAGUACUUUGGGUUGCCGCCCUUACCCAUUAGGCUCUACUAAUUUGGAAGAGAUUGUGUUUUCCCAGAUUAUGUGUUUUCCCAGACUAGAUGUACUAAGUGGGUAA